AUGAACUCGUCAACGCAACCCAUCUCCUCUGCGCACUCGCAACACACCCUCUCCUCUGAGACCACCAUGGAGGCGGCCAACAAGGAACAACACGCCCCCGUCCACGAGACCAGCCCCGACGCUCUACAAAAAGUGCCCACCAGAGAUGAUGAGCUGUACAAACCAAAGACGCUCAAGUUUUGGCUUGUCCUACUCUCGACCUUUACCUCCAUGUUCCUCGUCGCACUCGACCGCACCAUCAUUGCCACGGCCGUGCCCCGAAUCACCGACGACUUCAAGAGCCAGGGCGAUAUUGGCUGGUACGGCUCCGCCUACAUGCUGACCACGGCAGCUUUUCAGCUGCUCUUUGGCCGCAUCUACAGCUUCUACGACCUCAAGUGGACAUUUCUUGUCUCCAUUGUGCUCUUCGAAAUUGGCUCCGCCAUCUGCGGCGCCGCCCCUUCGUCCACCGUCUUCAUUCUUGGCCGUGCCAUUGCCGGUCUGGGCUCCGCCGGCAUCAUGACCGGUUCCAUGAUGACCAUUAUUCCCCUCGUGCCUCUUCACAAGCGUCCCAUGUUCCAGUCCAUGUUUGGCAUGGUCUUUGGCAUCGCCUCUGUGGCCGGUCCCCUGAUUGGCGGCGCCUUCACCGAGCAUGCCACCUGGCGCUGGUGUUUCUACAUGAACCUGCCUAUCGGCGUUGUCGCCUUCGUCUUUCUCUACUUUUUCGAGUUCCCCAAGUCGAAGCUGAUGGAUCUGCCCCAAAAGACAAAACUUGCCAGGCUCGACCCUGUCGGCACAACACUCUUUAUCCCAACCAUCGUCAGCCUUUUACUUGCCCUUCAGUGGGGUGGAUCUACCUAUGCCUGGAGCAACUGGCGCAUCAUUCUUCUCUUCGUCUGCUUUGCCAUUGGCGCCCUUGCCUUUGGCACAGUCCAGUACAAGAUGCCUCAAUCUGCCUCUCUUCCUUGGCACCUGAUCAAGCAGCGCACCAUGGCCUUUGCCACCUGCUUUAUGCUGUUUUUGGCGGGAAGCAUGAUGAUGCUUGUCUACUAUAUUCCCCUUUGGUUCCAAACUACUCACGGCGUUGAACCUGUCAAGUCCGGCGUCUACACUAUUCCGCUCGUCUUGAGUCUCGUGGUUGCCUCCAUCGUUUCCGGCAUCAUUACACAAAAGAGCGGCUACUAUGUCCCCGCCAUGAUUUCUAGUCCUUGCGUUAUGCUCAUCGCUGAGGGUCUACUCACUACUUUUACUCCCCAGACUGGUUCGCCUCACUGGAUUGGUUAUCAGUUUCUCGCCGGUUUCGGCAAAGAUGUUGCCACCGGUAUGGCGAUCUGCUUUUUUGCCCAGCAGCUCGGCGGUGCCAUUUUCGUGUCUGUUGGUCAGACCAUUCUGAGCACCGUCCUCAUUUCCCGCCUUUCGGGCAUUCCUGGUCUGGACCCCAAUAAGAUCAUCAACACCGGGGCCACAGAGCUUCACUCGGUUGUCUCGCCACAAUACUUUGGCCACGUUGUAGAAGCCUACAAUUACGCCGUCACGCGCAUCUUCAUUGCUUGCCUAGCCGUCACCGCCGCUCAGUUGUUAUCAUCUCUUGGUAUCGAGUGGAAAUCCAUCAAGAAGCAUUCUGAAGCAAAGACUGUCGAUCCUGAAGACCAAAGGGAAGUCAAAAGCUAA
This is a messenger RNA of Cordyceps militaris CM01, 1650 nucleotides long. RefSeq names its product efflux pump antibiotic resistance protein, putative. Gene Ontology annotation, molecular function: transmembrane transporter activity. Bases 1 to 1650 code for a protein of 549 amino acids. The transcript has 3 exons. Gene Ontology annotation, biological process: transmembrane transport. Lineage: Eukaryota; Fungi; Ascomycota; Sordariomycetes; Hypocreales; Cordycipitaceae. The record is from RefSeq and is a predicted model, not a curated record.